This is a messenger RNA of Stylonychia lemnae, 1452 nucleotides long. The record is from the annotation of a GenBank genome assembly. NCBI's taxonomy places the organism in Eukaryota, Ciliophora, Spirotrichea, Sporadotrichida, Oxytrichidae.
AUGAAAAGGAAGAGUUUAGGUAUGGGAGGUUAAUUCGACGAUUGGGAGGUCGGCGAAGAUUACGAGUGCGUUAAGAUAUUAGGACAAGGAUCAUAUGGAGCUGUGUGUAGUGCUAUUCAUAAACCCUCAGGCAAGAAAAUGGCAAUUAAAAAGAUGGAUGGAGUUUUUGAAGAUGAGGUUGAUUGCAAGAGAAUCUUGAGAGAGAUCAAUCUCUUGAGAAAGCUUUAACAUCCAUAUGUUAUUAGUGUAUUCGAUGUUAUUGAACCCAAGAGUCAUGAGACAUUCGAUACAGUUUAUCUUGUAUUAGAACUAGCUGAAUCUGACUUGAAAAAAGUUAUUAAGAGUGCGAUACACUUGCAAAUAAAACACAUUUAAACUGUGGUAUAUAAUUUACUAUGUGCAGUUAAAUAUCUUCAUUCAGCCAAUGUCAUUCACAGAGAUCUUAAACCUGCUAAUGUCCUUGUCAAUGAGGACUGCAGUGUUAAGAUCUGUGACUUUGGCUUAGCCAGAAGUAUUACUGGAGUUGAAAGCGCAUCAAUGUUAUUAAAUGGUAGAAAAUUCAACAAAGAUGAUGAGGAGACUAAAGCAGAGGAAGCUGAACAUGAUGUUAUCUUGUAAGGCACUGAAAUUGCUAAGAUUCAUUACAAGGAUAACCUCAACCAAGAUCAUGAAGAUGCCACAAUGAACUAGAUGAAUGAACUCAAGUUAGAUGAAUUAGGUAAACCUAAGUCAGAGGAAGAGAAAAAGAAAGAAAUCUCAAAAAAGCUAAUCAGAUCAAAAGAUGCAAGAAAGAACAUGAAGAGAGAGUUAACUGGGCAUGUAGUAACUAGGUGGUAUAGAGCUCCAGAGCUUAUUUUACUCGAGAAAGAUUAUGGCCCAGCAAUCGAUAUGUGGUCUGUAGGUUGCAUUUUUGCAGAGCUACUAGGUAUGAUGAAGGAGAGUGCUCCAACUUAUCUCGACAGAAAGCCACUCUUCCCAGGAAAGUCAUGUUUCCCUCUAUCACCAGAUAAGCACGCUAAAGAGGAGAGAAAAGGUUUCCCCUUCUCUAAAAAUGAUCAAUUAGCAGUCAUCUUUGAGGUCAUUGGCUCCCCACUUGAGGAGGACAAGUCAUUUGUAACUGACCAGAAGGCCCUUGAGUAUCUUGAGGCUUUCCCAGCAAGACCUAAGACUGACUUGCACUAAUUAUAUCCAGGUGCUGGUGAUGAGGCUUUAGACCUAUUAAAUAGGAUCCUGGUAUUCAACCCCUAUUUCAGAAUUACUGUAGAGGAAGCACUGUCUCACGCCUUCUUUAAAAAAGUAAGAAAGCCAGAAAAAGAGGUAAAUUCAGAAGUUCAAAUCUAAAUCGAGUUCGAGAAGGAGCACUUAGACAGAAAGAAGCUAAGACAAUUAUUCCUUGAAGAGAUUCAGUUCUACAAAACACAGAAAUAAAAUGCGGCAGCACAUCAACAUUGA